Dentiscutata erythropus is the source of this 228-nucleotide messenger RNA. NCBI's taxonomy places the organism in Eukaryota, Fungi, Glomeromycota, Glomeromycetes, Diversisporales, Gigasporaceae. The record is from the annotation of a GenBank genome assembly.
AUGGCUACAAUUUAUACACUUUUUGGGCUUCCUACCCCUGAAACAUUUCAAAAAAAACCAUUUCAUGAAGUACCAUUUCAAAAAGAAAAAGAACCAUUUCAAAAAAAACCAUAUCCAUUUCAAAAAAACCAAAAAAAACCAUUUCAAAAAAGACAAAAAAAACCAUUUCAAAAAAUGACUACACUUCCUGCACUUCCUCUUGAAAUAUUCUAUAUGAUAUUUAAGAAC